CUUCGCUGUCGAUCUAUUUAACUCGACCUGGAUCAACGUCGGUCGGUGUCAUCACAUCGUUUCCUCAAUCUACAAACCCAGACGACCUGAUCGUUGUUAUUCGCGAUUUUAACGCCGAAGUCAUUUGGAAACUGCGGAUGCCACUCAGUUCGUCAUUAUUUUCAUCUCGGAGUGUCACCUUGCGUUUGUGCCGUUGCCUCCACAACUUCAUUACGUCAUUUGUGGGGAUCGAGGUGUCAGAAUGAAUUGUACUCUUGGCUGGUAAGAUGAUUCAUAAGAGAAAAAACUUCAGACAGAUUCCAGACAAAAGCAACAUCGUUAACAUAGAACUACCAACAAUGACAUGUUUGACAAAGAUAACUUUUAAUCAGACCAAAUGACUACAGGCGAAACGGAUUUAAUAGGAUUUAAUCAAUUGGACAACAGAUAGCAGCAUUGUGAAAUAUUCAAGCCUUGAGAUGGAGUUGGAACGGCAUGAAGUCACAGAGGAAGAGACCUUCUCAAAGGGUGGCCAGGACAAUCCAGAAGACAAAAAGAGCCAGGGUCACACUUGUGAACUAUGUGGAAGAAGCUUUCCAUUCCUCAGCUCCUUGUCCCAGCACAUGAGAAAGCACACAGGGGAGAAACCGUACAAGUGCCCCCACUGUGAGCACCGCUCGGCACAGAAGGGUAGCUUGAAGGUGCACAUUCGCAGCCACAAACUUGACGGUCUUAGCCAGAAUGCUGGCGGUGAGGAAGAAGACGUGGACGAGGAAGGGGAGAAGGAAGGAGGGGUACCGGAAGAUCAAGGUGGUUGUUCAAGCCCAACUGAGAGCACCUCGGCCUGUAACAAGGUAGUCAGCAGUGAAGAUGAGUCUAAAACUAGGAAGAAAAGUGUGAAGAAGGAAAGGACAUCUUGCGAGAAUGGCAAAAAUCCAAUGCAAUGCUCUCUGUGCAGGAAGAGACUGCCCAGCCAAGCAGAUCUCGAAGAGCAUAUGCAGGAGUUUCACAAGGUCUUCCGAUGUGAACUGUGCCCUUACGAGGCCUUGCAUGAGGACCGACUGCGAGCACACAUUGAGAUUGUACACCCCAUCGAAGAAGACUCCAUCACCAAAGAAGCCCCUACCAGCGAGGAGUCUGAGAGUGGACUAUGUAAAGGGGAGUUUCCAUGUGAACAAUGUGACCAGGUGUUUGCUCAAGCUUGUUUUCUGAAAGCACACAUAAAGAAGCAUCAGAACAGCCAAGAUCAUGGGUGCCGGAUCUGCGGACGGCGUUUUCGUGAGCCCUGGUUCCUUCGUAGCCAUAUGAAGACCCACAACACCAAGUUAAAACCAAAGAGUGACACUUUCCAUCCUGCUAUGGUCAAUGAGGUAGCACAGGAGGAGUCAAACUUGGUGAGCGAAGUGUGUCUGUAUGAACUCUGUGCCAAUUGUGGUAACUUCUUUCAUGACCGCAAGAGCCUGCUAUUGCAUGAGCAGGUCCACAGAAAUGUUGAACAGGCUCCUAACAAUGCAAUGUACAUUGAAAAGGACUUUUCGUCAGUCUCCAAGACAAGCUUCUUGGGGUGUCUAAAUUUGAAACCAGCAGGAAAAGAGCAGAACCCUAUUGAGGGUAUUCUAGGCAAAAGAAUUCCAGAGUUGGAUCCAGUAAGUAGCUACCAAGCUUGGCAGCUAGCCACCAGAGGCAAAGUGGUGGAGGUAUCAGAGAAAAGCCUGGGCUGGGAGGAGAGGUUAGCGGAUGCAGAUGUGGCAUAUGACAGGGAAAAGGGUGAGUAUGUCCUGAUAAGACAGGACAGGCGAAAGAAACAGCUAGAGUCCUCUUCGAGUAUCCCAACCAAGAAACGUAGAGUUUCUGGAAUCAAUAGCUCCAACACUGAACACCACAGCAAUGGGGAAAGGAACAGUCCGGCCUCAACGGGUGAACGAAGUCCAGAGAAUCUGUGUGAUACUGAGUAUCGCCCUAUUCCUCGGCCCAGCCGGAAGAAUUCCCAAAAAACCUCAGAGUGCUUGGAGUGCGGGAAGGGUUUCCGCACACAGCAACAGAUGGUCAUCCACAUGCUCAUCAGACAUGGUGGCAUGGGUGAAACCAUUGGCGGAAAUGGACUGUUCCAUAAACAAGUGUCCAGUCCAUCUAAAACAGGGGAAUCUGCAGGACACUUCAGGGAUCAAAAACACACAGGGUCUUCUGGGAACACAGAUAAAAAGCCAUACACCUGUGACCACUGUGAUUUUUGCACUUCAGAGCCCUCGGCCAUCGCUGCCCACAUCCAAACCCAUAAUUUUGUGAUCAGGGACUGGGGUCAGAGGAGUGAUGUCUUAACCAGCUCACUCAGCCAAAGCCAAACUCAACAAACCAUCAACACAGGCUUACCCAGGUUGAGAAAUGCCCUGCUACAGCAGCCUUACUGGCCCUACACCACCUCGACUCACCUGGAGAGGGCAGCACUAAGCUGUGCUGCUUCGUCUGCUCCUAAGAAUGAGGAUGGAAAGAACAAAGGUGCGGAAGAGAGUAGCUCCACUGAUAAUGUGGAUUCUAAUCUGCUUAACCUCACCAUGGAGGUGGAUAACGAGAAGGAAGUGGUUUCAUCUGCAGUUUUGAACAAUUUGCUGAAGCACCCAUGCCCUUAUUGCUCCUAUGCAACACUCUAUCUAGAAGUUCUCUGGAUCCACCAACGAAUUGCACACAAAGUUGACAGCACUACAUUGGUGCCUAAGUGGGCCCCAAGAAAUGGCCUUAAGGGGCCCAAAUCACUUCUUGAUUUCAAGAGACGUACUGGGCCACCUCCAUUUCUGGAGGGUAAGGACUGUCCCUCUCUGCCACAUACGAGAACCUCCCGAACAAGUCCACCUGAUUCCAGCCCUGGAUGUACAAAGAAAUCAAAAUCUCUGAAAAGUAGUGUAGAGUCCAGCUCCUCACAAAACAAGAGCUGGCACACAGCCACAGCUCCAGGGACAUCGUCUCUCUUGUCCAAACACAAAACCAGCAAAUCCAGGACAGAUGAAUUGGCAGGCAGCAAACGCAAAGUAGACGUCCAUCAAAAAAGUUCCACUCGGCCCAUUUCUGCAAGUCCGCAGAAGACCGGAAAACCAAAGACAGGGAGCAGAGUGAUGGAGAGUAGACUUCUACCUCAAGAAGGACUUCAUUUUAUGCUCUCUAGCAAACACAACCUCAGUGAUCAGAGGAGAUCCAAAGCCCAAUCUCCUCAAACCCCCGGGAGAUCUGAUUCUCAAGCUCAGGAUACACAGUCCUUGGUAGGGUACGACCCCUGGAGCAAACUUGGUUUGAGUGGACCAUCUUCUCACUCUCAGUCCAAGAGGCAGUCAUCAUCUGACAGUCCAGAAGCUGUGACUGACAUCUUGAGUUUCUUAAAGAACUGCAGUCCUCAUGAUCUGUCAGCGCUCUACCACCACUGGGGCUUCAGCAACGCCAUGGUAGAGCAAACAGGGAUGGUGAGGUCAGGGUCUCAGCAAGGGGAGUAUGUGUGUCCCGUCUGUAAGAAGACCUUCAACCAGCCUAGCCAUUACCGCACACACAUGAGAUCCCACACAGGUGAGCGACCCUUCCAGUGCCGAUAUUGUCCUUACAGCGCCUCGCAGAAAGGCAACCUGAAGACCCAUGUCCAGACCGUGCACUGUCUAGCCUUUGAUAAUGCGCAGUAUCCUGAUAGGAGACUCCGCCACGCCCCUACCAAUGAACCCACGGACUCCACCAGCCAUGGACCAUCUCAUUGAGCUUUCACCCCCCCCAACAAGUUCAACAAAGGGUUGAAGACUACUACAUGGGUUAUUCAAGGUUCCUUAAAGUCCAUGAAGAACUGUUUCUAGCAGUAUGAUGCAUGAGUACAUUCAGAUGUGCUUCACGAGACGUGUGUGUGGCCCGCGUAGACCUUCGUUGAUUUCCCAUAGGAAUUAAAAAAAAAUUUUGGCUACGGAUUCGUUCAUUUGUGUUUUUAGUUUGACUUUUCUAUGUAUAUCUGUUUUUAUUUUAAUCUGACAUGAAGUUCUAGAUUAAACCGAGAGGGCCACAAAUGACGCAAAACAGACUAAACUGCAUCAACGAACAUGUUUGCAACUUGUUAACACCUCCCUAAUUGAGGGCUAUAUCCUCAGCAAAACAAGGUCAGAGCUGAUUUGAUAGUGACCUGUUUUUUCAAACCCAAGGACUUCUGCUGAUCCCCUAAACUUGAAAUGCUGCCUCUGAAUACCCUGAAUGAAAAGUUGUUUGGGUGGAAGUUCAUCCAAAAAUUUUAAAUAAAAAUUCUGUCAUAAUUUUCUCACCCUGCUGUUGUUCAAAACUUAUGUCAUUCUUUAAGCUGCGGAACACAAAAGGACACAUUUUUAAGGAUGUCUUUUAUUUCAAUACAAAAUACAGUUGACAUAGACUCACUUUAAAGCUCACAAAGUGACCCAAAAGUCUCAUAAAAGUAGAAAAGCUUAAGUGAAAAGUGAAAUCAAAUAUACGAAGGUUUAGUAAAAGAAGGCGUUUUAACCACUCAACAAUGAUUUUUAGGCAGAUAUGCAGUGGAUAAUGUGUCAUUUACCAUGUUUACAUACUGUAUUCAUGGCGUUAAUGCUAAUGCUAACCAGCUUUAUUUGGCCUUAAUAUACACAGGUUAUCAUUAGGCUAUAUUGAUUAGGGAUAUUGAUACAGAUUUCCCGAUUCAAUUACGAUUCAUAAGCUUUUGAUUACAAUUUCAAUUCGAUUCAAUAUCGAUUCAUAUAGGUUUAUUUCAGUUAAAAUGUCCCUUUUGCUAACAUAUGAAAGAAUUCAUCUCUCAGAUAAUGCUGUUGAUUAUACAGUGGAUCUUUUAACAAGGUGCACAAUGAAAAUAUUAAUUGUACUAAUUAUAUAUUUCUAUUUGUUUUAAUCAUUUUGGUCACACUUUAACUUUUAAAAGUACACAUAUCCAUGUAUUCAAGCAAUAAAUAUGAUAAUAUAUUGCAUAUAUUAUUUUUUGUUACAGUUUUAUUGUUUAAUAAAAUAGUUUGUACUAUUUACAGGUAUUUACAUUGAUUUGUUGAACACGUGUUAAAAACCAAUACUGUCUCUUUAAGAAAGACGGUAUUUUUUUAAAGUGUCUAUAAAUGAGCACGUGUUAACGAGAGACUCAAAUCACUUUAUCUCGUCUGUCCUAUGAGUGAUUAAAAUAAAAUGUUUCUUUUUUGUUGUUUUUGAUAAACAACAAAAAUCUUUUAUUUCUGUAAAGAACAGAAAGGGUAUUUAAAUAGACAUUAUUUCAUGACAAUGUGGAUCUCGUCUUUGGACACACAUUAAACAGAACUACUUUUACUCUCAACACGCAGUGAAGGGAUCUAACUGCUGAAUACUCCACCACUUUAGUACACAAUCACUGUUAAGUGAAAUCUGAACAUUGACCAGCCAGUUGUCAAUUUUAGUUGCAUAGCAUGAAAUUUGGUUGCUAAUGAGAGUGAUUUCCUCUCAUUGUAGUGGAGAGUUGUGCAUAGAGUAAAAGGUCGAUCUUGUGUUAAGUAUCUAUAUCAAGAACGUUCAAACGAAGAUUAAUUGGAAAAUCAAUAUUAUUAGCCACCCCUAGUUACCAUAUUUGAUUGUAUUUUAUGAGUAUUUUGUUUUAAAGGAUUCAUGAAAAACUUUUAUUAUACUAGAAAGAUAUUAAAGCUCUGCACUCCAGUGUGUCUACUGAUUUUGACUGAAUGAAGUAACUAACCCAGAAAAAGAGGUUGGCUUCAAAGUAGUUGGAGCACCCUGUCACACCCAUCAAUUACAUUGACCAAUGGCAGUAAAAUGUGUUAAACAGCCAGUACGAAGUUUUCCUGCAACAAACUCAAAAACACCAGCAAUCUUUUUGCCAAGAUUUAGUUUUAAAUGAUGUCACACCUGUUCUUUCUUUGAUUUCGCUAGAAGUAUACUGGCGCCUUGACAUGCAAGUCAUAUGGACUAUGUUUAUGACACUUUUAUUUGAGUCAGUUUUUAAACUUUAAAGUGAGUCAUGAUCAGCUGCCAUUUGUAUUAAAAUCCGCAAAUGGGACAUCCUUUAAAAUUCCUUCUGUGUGCCACAGAAGAAUGAAAGACCUACAAGUUUGAAAUGGCACGAGGGUGAGUAAAUGACAGAAUUGAGAUUUUUGGGGGAACUAUUCCUUUAUUGAAUAGCCUUAGUGUGCAGUGUGUGUGUGUGUGUGUGUGUGUGUGUGUGUGUGUGUGUGUGUGUGUGUGUGUGUGUGUGUGUGUGUGUGUGUGUGUGUGUGUGUGUGUGUGUGAUUGUGUUUUCCACAUUCUACUUCUCAGGACUUGAGUGAGACACAAUUCCAAAGCCUGUAUUCAUUUACAACAUUCAUUUACAACCUGUGCAUAACUGCACAAAGAUGAGACAUGCAGUGAAAUUUAGUGCUUAGUUUUGAGUUUGCUUAUUAUAGAGGAGUGUGUUUUGUCACAGGUUGGACAAACACUUGGCGAAUCUAAAUAUGUCAUUAGCAUUUUGUACCCCGGAUUUAAGUAUUUAUGUGCAGCUGUAAUGCUACUGUUAAUGUUAAUGUAGGUUUCCACUUGCAUUGAGUGACAUGUUCAGUUACAUAUGUGACAGUGUUUCAGAAAUCAUCUCUCUGGAGAGUUUAAAGUAAAGAGACAUGCCGUAUUAUGCAUUAGUCAUCUGUUUGGUCCAACAAUUAAGGAAUAUUAUGUGUCUAUGCGUUUAAUUUUUGAUGUAGCUUAAACAAGUUUUUAAUGUGUUUCCCUUUUUUCCAUUUAACAUGUUUGCCUCAAUAAGUGGAUUCUGAAUUAUAGUAUCCCAAAAGAGAAAGAAAAAUAAGUUGAUUUAAUGAUGCAUAAGGUCUUAAAGCCAUGUUACAAUGCUUAAGUUUUUUGAUGAAGGAUCUGUUUGUAUUUUCUGUAUAAUCAUUUAAUUUAUUACAUAAUUACAUUAUAGAGAGACUAGUAAUUAGUGCAAAACUAGAUUGGGGGAUAUUGUGUUUUAUAAUGUUACUUAUAAAGCUUUAGAAUGCCAUAUUGUUUAGAGGUUGAAUACUUAAAUCAUAGUCAUUCUUGGCAAUAUAUUUCUAUGGAUGUUGUAUAUGGCAAUUAUGAUUAUUACAGAUAUAGUCACGCACACCUGUGUACAUUUAAAUACAUUCAUAUAUGUACAACAGUCAAAAAUGGAUGUUCAUCUAAAGCAUUUAUAUUGCCUAAAGCAAUGUUUCGGAUACAAAGCCAAGAAAUCUGAUCCUAUUUUAUGGAAUUGAGUCUCAUUUCGAAGAACUUCCGGUGUGAAUCUGUGUUGAUGUACAGCAGUCAAACUGAACUGAACUGAACAGAACCAAUACAUGUUGCAGGAUAAGCAGGGGUGACCCAGGAACUGCGAGCUAGUGAGAUACACAGUUUCACCAUUGCCAGCAAGACCUAGGAAACCUAGGAAACUCCAUAGGGGCUAAAUGUUCCUGUAAUUGGUAUCUUGCAAGUUGCAUUGAAUGGAAUGUGUCUGCUUAAUAGCAAUUUACUAACAGUGAAUCUUGGAAACAAAAAAAAGUGACACAAGAAACAUUAAUAGUUUUUCUUAAUAGUUUUUAACCAAAUUAACCCCCCCCCCCCCCAAGUAUACAAUGUUAUGAAUUCAUUUGAAAUUGGAUUGUAUUUAUUUAUGUAACACUAUUAAUUUUGUGGUUUGAGUAGUACUAGUAAUUGAAUGUAUGGCAUAUAUUUUGUGUGGUUAAAAGUUUUUUUCCCUCCAUGAUAUUUUUUUUUAUUUCAGAGCUCAAUGAAGCACACAAAACUGUUGACUUGUUCUCCUCAGAUCAUCUGCAUCUCAAUCUCACAUACAUUAUCCAUUGUUGAAGUUUUGAACUGCCUAAAUUAAACUUUACCCCUAAGUUUGGUCUAAAUGGUGUUUAUGUUGAUAUAGACAGUGGAUAAAAGGUUAGUAUAUUCUGUUGCUCAUACACAUCAUUUAAAAUAGCGUAUUACAGCUGUUGAUUAUGGGUAGUUGACAUGGAAAUACUUUUGGGAAAUGGUAUUCUCAUUCUAAAACUAUUUUAAACAGUGGUUUACUAAUUAUUCUAUCAUUGUAAUGUAUUCAGUUUUAUGGCCUCAUUAAUUUCAAAUGAAUGCAAAAAGGUUGCAGACUUAAAGAACCGGUGACCAGUCACAGCACCUAAAAUGUACACGUUCUCAUUCACAUUUAUAUAACUUUUUAGCUAAAUCUACACCUAAAUAUGGAAUGCACACAAAGCUUUAAAUAGAUUUUUAACCAUUUUGUUUUUAGAUGUUACAAAUAUUUAC
This is a messenger RNA of Xyrauchen texanus (razorback sucker), 8226 nucleotides long. RefSeq names its product zinc finger protein 516-like. Bases 459 to 3710 code for a protein of 1083 amino acids. Gene Ontology annotation, biological process: regulation of DNA-templated transcription. The transcript has 5 exons. The record is from RefSeq and is a predicted model, not a curated record. NCBI's taxonomy places the organism in Eukaryota, Metazoa, Chordata, Actinopteri, Cypriniformes, Catostomidae. Gene Ontology annotation, molecular function: DNA-binding transcription factor activity, RNA polymerase II-specific; RNA polymerase II cis-regulatory region sequence-specific DNA binding. Gene Ontology annotation, cellular component: nucleus.